This is a messenger RNA of Physella acuta, 1610 nucleotides long. RefSeq names its product ruvB-like 2. The record is from RefSeq and is a predicted model, not a curated record. Gene Ontology annotation, molecular function: ATP hydrolysis activity; ATP binding; ATP-dependent activity, acting on DNA. NCBI's taxonomy places the organism in Eukaryota, Metazoa, Mollusca, Gastropoda, Physidae.
UUUUUAGAUGUAUUCCGUUAGAGGGCGAUCUAGAGAAUCUAACUCCAAACAACUUUUAUCGGCGGCAUGGCGGCUCCAACGGCAGAGAAAGUUCAAGAAAUCAGGGAAGUGACCCGAAUUGAGCGAAUUGGUGCACAUUCACACAUAAGAGGUUUAGGCCUUGAUGAUGCUCUUGAAGCCAGACAAGUUUCACAAGGAAUGGUGGGCCAGAUCAAGGCCAGAAAGGCGGCAGGAGUUAUCCUAGAAAUCAUAAAGGAAGGAAAAAUAGCAGGGAGGGGUAUUCUCAUUGCUGGUCAACCUGGAACUGGCAAAACAGCUAUUGCUAUGGGCAUGGCUCAAGCAUUGGGAACUGAUACACCUUUUACAAGCAUUGCAGGCAGUGAGAUCUUUUCAUUAGAGAUGAGCAAAACAGAGGCCCUUACUCAAGCUUUUAGGAAAUCUAUCGGUGUUCGCAUUAAAGAAGAAACUGAGAUAAUUGAAGGUGAAAUUGUGGAGGUUCAAAUUGACCGACCAGCAACUGGCACAGGUGCCAAAGUAGGUAAACUGACUUUAAAAACUACAGAGAUGGAGACCAUCUACCAGCUGGGACAGAAAAUGAUUGAAUCUCUCACAAAGGAAAAAGCUCAAGCCGGUGAUAUUGUAACAAUUGAUAAAGCCACCGGAAAAAUAACAAAACUUGGCAGGUCAUUUACUCGAGCAAGGGACUAUGAUGCUAUGGGAGCUCAGACAAAAUUUGUGCAAUGUCCAGAAGGAGAACUCCAGAAGAGGAAAGAAGUUGUCCACACUGUAACCCUGCAUGAGAUUGAUGUCAUCAACAGCAGGACUCAAGGCUUUUUAGCUUUGUUUUCUGGUGACACUGGUGAAAUCAAGUCUGAAGUGAGAGAACAAAUCAAUUCCAAAGUUGCUGAGUGGAGGGAGGAGGGAAAGGCAGAGAUAGUGCCAGGUGUUCUUUUUAUUGAUGAGGUUCACAUGUUAGAUAUUGAAUGCUUUUCCUUCCUUAACCGAGCAUUGGAGUCUGACAUGGCCCCCAUCCUUAUAAUGGCAACCAACAGGGGUAUAACAAAAAUUCGAGGUACACAUUACACAAGCCCCCAUGGAAUCCCCAUUGACUUACUAGACAGGCUUGUUAUUAUCUCCACUAGUCCCUAUGAAGAAAAGGAAAUCAAACAAAUUUUAAAGAUCAGAUGUGAGGAAGAAGACGUGGAGAUGAGUGAUGAUGCUCUUACAGUUCUCACUCGUAUUGGUAUGGAGACAAGUCUGAGAUAUUCCAUCCAGCUUAUCACUGCUGCCAACUUGGUGUGCAGGAAACGCAAGGGUUCAGAAGUUGAUGUUGAUGACAUCAAGAGAGUGUAUUCCUUAUUUUUAGAUGAAUCUCGGUCAACACAAUUUCUUAAGGAGUACCAGCAAGAGUUCAUGUUCAAUGAAAACACUGAUGAAAUGGAAACCAGCUAAAAUUUCAUGUGUGGAACUUACCAGAACAAUUGAGUGACAGCUGUUGCUGAUGUGUGAAUUUAGACAAUUUUCAUUCCAUUUCAAAUGUUAUGAAAAUUUUCUAUUGCUUAUAUUGAUAUAUGAAUAAAUUGUAUGACUUUUUUAAUACAACUGUAAAA